AUGACGAAACUUCUCCUCCUCGUCGCCCUCGUCGGCAUCGCCGCCGCCGGCUCUAACAACUCGCCGGCCAGGACCCUGGCCCCUCUGGUCCAGAAAUAUCAAGACCUCAUCUACGCCGGAAAGUACGACGAGCUCGAGGACCUUUACCACCCGAAUGCCGUCCUCGUCGCCAUCGGCAAGCCCAAUCCCUUCUACACCCCUGAGAAAAUCUUCGAGGAGAUCAAGGACGCCCGUUCGAAGGUCGACAACGCCAGGACCGUCAUCCUGAAGGAGGAUUUUAGCGGCGCCGGCGAUAUCCUCAUGUACGAGAACCAGUGGAAGAUCACCACCUCUAACUUCGAGCUGAGCGGCCCCUACCGCUCCGUCUGGGUCAAGUACGAGGGCCGCUGGGUCAUCUACCACGAGGAGUACUCGCAGACCAAGCGCCACAGACACCACUCUUAU
Messenger RNA from Mesorhabditis spiculigera, 444 nucleotides. NCBI's taxonomy places the organism in Eukaryota, Metazoa, Nematoda, Chromadorea, Rhabditida, Rhabditidae. The record is from the annotation of a GenBank genome assembly.